Molecule: messenger RNA, 3298 nt
Organism: Gasterosteus aculeatus aculeatus (three-spined stickleback)
Lineage: Eukaryota; Metazoa; Chordata; Actinopteri; Perciformes; Gasterosteidae
Gene: cipcb
Product: CLOCK-interacting pacemaker b
Biological process (GO): negative regulation of circadian rhythm; negative regulation of DNA-templated transcription
Cellular component (GO): nucleus
Source: RefSeq, a predicted model, not a curated record
AGAGAGUGUGGAUGGAUGCUAUCUGUUUGUUUGUCCUCCUUCCGUCGUUUUGACGCUCACGGGGGACAAUUAGAAUCCGCAACGGUCAACGUCCGCCGCCGCACGCCCCACGUGACCAAGCGGGGCGAAGGGGGCGGAGCUGCGUGACGCGUGCGGUUGUGUACCGUGGAACGCGGAGUUCGGCUCGCACCGAGGGGAGCGGGAAUAACGCAGAACGUCCCGACCCGCCCGCGAGCUUCCCUCUCGGCCCCGUAGAGCUGCUGUGAGAGGCUGUCACAGAGUAACGCAGCAGGAGAGGAGAUGAGCACCAAGAGGAAGGCGGAGAGUCACUCAAGGGCAUCAAACCGGCCGCGCCUCAUGAAGCCUGGAGGAACGCUGGCGGAAGCAGAGAGAGACUCCGGCUUCUCAGAUGCGAGUUCGGAGCACCUGAGCACGAUGGACAACACGGACUCUGAGGAUUCAUCCCGGCCCGCUGUGCGCAAGGGACCGCAGACGGCCCCGUCCUCUCAGUUGGCUGUGGUGGGAGGCUCCAUCUCCAACCUCUCUCCCAUGAUCAUCAUGAACAACGUCGUCCUCAAGCAGCCUCGAGAUAAUUCUCCGGCUCUGACGCCCUGGAGGUUCAGUCCCACGGUGGAGGUGGUCCAGCCGGUGGUCCCGCAGCCUCAGGUGGUCUUUCUUCAGCCUGUGGUCUCUCGUCAAGCCUCUCCUGCCUCCAAAGAGGCCUCCUCGAGACACAGACGGCCUAAGAAGUAUCUUCCAAUCCUGAAAUCCUACCCCAAGAUCGCUCCACACCCUGGAGACAGCUCGAGUUCCUCAGGAAGAGGAACUGCUUCCUCAUCCACCUCCUGCUCUACCUCGUCUUCUUUCCACUCCUCCUCCUCUUCUUCCGGGUCCGAGCGGGGAAGCAGUUUGACCUCCAACAGCCGGGACCACUGUCAGAGGGAGAAGCAGAAGAGGAAUCUGAGUGGUGGUGCUGGUAACUCCAGCUCCACCAGUCCCGGUGUGCCAGCUCCACCCAGCACCGCCUCUCUUCUGCUCCAGAGACGGACGACAGAAACCGGUCCUGCCAGCGAGAGGUCUUCAUCGGUUCUCAGCCAGGCCGAGAUUUCCGUGUCUGUUACUCAAGGCGCCGACCUCGUCCCCCGGGCGGCGCCCGAGGAGAUCCGCUCACCGGGGGAAUGUAAACACGGCGACGGCGGUGUGGAAACAAAGAGGAAGCGCUUCUGCAACACCUACAACAUCCUGAGCCAAUCCGGCCUGCUCGACAUCGCGCUGCGCACCAAGGAGCUGCACAGGCAGAACCGGCGCAGCCAGAGCGACCUGAACCGCCUAAGAGAACACACGGACCUGUUCCUCCAGGCCCUGUGCAGCGGGGACACCGGCAUCUGGGUCAAGCUGGAGGCCGCCCUGCAGGAGGAAGAGCGAGAGGAAGGCAGGGAGAGAGACGCUCAAACCAGCUUAAAGGCAGAUUAGACCGAGACUCGUGCUGCGCAGUAAUCCUUUAGAUUGGGGGAGGACGCCAUGUUUUUGGGGGGUCGUGGGGAGUGUAUUGAGACAAAUGGACCGAAAGUAAUGUGCUUCGCCACACACACAACCCCCCCCCCCACAGUCAGUGCUCCGUGGCCCACAUUGUGGCUGCCUCGGGGUCCUGACACACCGAGCCAACCUCAGCGAAUGGGUGCAGAUAAAGGCUUUUUGUUGCCUCGUGUCGACUGUUGAAAGUUGCACUCUAACUCUGUUUAGCUGGUAGACUGCUGACCGCCAACGUGCUGCAGCAGUCUGAGAGGUGACGAACUAGUCGGCUCUCUCUCCGUGAUCCAACAAACGUCACGGAAAGAGAGACGGAGCAAACCGAUUUGCUAUGGAAUUUGUGAAAAGGCUCAGGAGUCACAGUGAGGGUAAAUCAAUUAGUACACUUUAAUGUACCCGUUCAUUGAGGAGUAACAAAUGCAGGUUCAAAAGGGGAAGACGCCACCUCGUACCCUCCAAUGCAUCCGUCACAUAUUCAAACACCGGGGAGACGGUGGACUCGUGUCAGCGUGGAAGGACGCUCUGCUGACACUCUUGGGGUGUCGGUGGUCCACGGUGAAACUGAGACCGAGCCACAGCUCACUGACCCCGUCGCUUCCGACGACGUGCUUCCAAAUCUUUUGCUCAUCUUCAAGUCAAGACCCCGAGAGAUCUGGAUCCAAAGCGCGAAGCAGCAAACAAACACAGAACACUUCAACAACUGAAAGCACAAGAGCAGGAAUCCUAGAGAUUAAACAACAGCACUUGAUAUGGUUACUUUUAACGAUUCUCAUCUACCGCCGACCAGCAGCCAGCUACGGUGGUUCUGUUUUCACUCAUACACCCACACGCUGUGCACAUAGUAUGAAUUACUUUAUUCGGCUGUUACAGUAUCAAUGUACAGUUAACGAUUCAUGACGAGCCUCAAGUAAAUGUUCUGACGUCACAUAGAACGUGUCCGCGGUUUGUUGCUGGUCAGCGUGGUUUUAAAUGGGACAACACGUACCUGAAGUGUCUUCUUUUUAUUUUUUAGUUUAGUUUAGUUAGUUCUUGCGGCAUUUUCCAACUGAAUGUGAUCGAUUUAGCGCGUUACGUCGAUGACUUCAAGCUCAACAUUCCCAUCAUGUUGAUGGCAGCUGUGUCACAGGACAAAUUGAAUGGAAGUAAAGCACGUUUUCCAACAAAGCCGCAGUGUAAAGGUCGCUUCCUAGAGUUGGUUUAAUGUUUUUUCAUAGACUCAUGGAUGUGGCAAUACUGUCUAAUUAAGUGCAGACCUUUUCUGUCUUAAAUAUCUGUCUUUUCUUUUUUGUGAACUUUUUUUAAUCCACUCAGUCAGUUUUCUUGAUGAAGCUUGACUCCGGCCUUGAGUCCAGCUUUUUAUUCUAUACUUUUAUUGGAAAAAAGAAACUUUUCUGAUCAUAUUGUACAAAUGAUGAACAGGAACGACAGCUGUGUGAUGCUCAACGUGAACUUUUAACAUAUUUACAAGUUAUGGCCUUAAUAUCCAAAACCGAUGCAAAGAUGCAGAAGUCAUACAAGUUUGCAUUUGCAUUAAAAUAAUCUGUGAGCAGCUCUGAAGCAAUUACCUACAGAAAAUAACGGCAGCUACAGUAGCCCCCCCACUUUGAGGCCGGCUGCUAGUUUUACUUCUUUAAAUCAUUGCUUAACGUGCACGGAGAGGCAUCAUGAGCAGCACACGCUAUUCCUACAGGACACACAUGCGUCACACCGACAAUAGCAGAUUGUCUUAUUAUCAGUCGUUUUCUUCGUAUUAAAAAUGUUUUUGAAU